AUGUUGAUUUUCUCUGUCUUCAAGACUUUGACUGACCAAGAAGUCACCGUCGAACUCAAAAACGACCUUUCCAUUACGGGUGUUCUCAAGUCGGUCGACCAAUUCUUGAACGUACGCCUUGACACUAUCAAAGUUCACGACGAGGCGCGUCAUCCGCACAUGAUGGCGGUCAAAAACUGCUUCAUUCGAGGGUCCGUCAUACGUUACGUGCAACUGCCAGCCAGUGGUGUCGAUACACAGCUUUUGGAAGACGCUACUCGCAAGGAAGCGGCGAACCAGGCCAAGCGAUAG
Rhizoctonia solani is the source of this 291-nucleotide messenger RNA. Its product is annotated as U6 snRNA-associated-like-Sm protein LSm2. Gene Ontology annotation, cellular component: Lsm1-7-Pat1 complex; catalytic step 2 spliceosome; U6 snRNP. The transcript has 4 exons. Gene Ontology annotation, biological process: mRNA splicing, via spliceosome. Bases 1 to 291 code for a protein of 96 amino acids. The record is from RefSeq and is a predicted model, not a curated record. NCBI's taxonomy places the organism in Eukaryota, Fungi, Basidiomycota, Agaricomycetes, Cantharellales, Ceratobasidiaceae. Gene Ontology annotation, molecular function: RNA binding.